Molecule: messenger RNA, 1185 nt
Organism: Culex pipiens pallens (northern house mosquito)
Lineage: Eukaryota; Metazoa; Arthropoda; Insecta; Diptera; Culicidae
Product: beta-1,3-glucan-binding protein-like
Exons: 3
Coding region: 1-1185 (394 amino acids)
Biological process (GO): carbohydrate metabolic process
Molecular function (GO): hydrolase activity, hydrolyzing O-glycosyl compounds
Source: RefSeq, a predicted model, not a curated record
AUGGUUCCAUUUUUUGGUUGGAAACGACUUCUUGGAUUGGCGCUUAUCGUUGUAACCAUCAACGCGCAUCCUAACGAAUACUACCACAAUGGCUGCAAACUUCCUUCCGUAACUACGGCCAGCGGAUCCGCUGUUAAAAAAUCGUCCUUUUGCUCUGGAGAACUUAUUUUCGAAGACAACUUCAAUAAGCUGGAUUUGGAAAAGUGGCAACACGAGCAUACUUUGGGAGGUGGCGGUAACGGCGAGUUUCAAUAUUAUCUGAACAAUCGCCAAAACUCGUACGUGGAAAAUGGCAUCUUCUACAUCCGUCCAACGCUGAUAGCUGAUGAAGCUGGCGAAGAUUUCCUGACCAGUGGAACUUUGGAUGCUCACGGGGGUUCUCCUUAUGAUUUUUGCACGAACCCUGCUUGGAACGGAUGUGUUCGCACUGGAACUCCCGACUUUCUUCUAAAUCCGGUAAAAAGUGCACGCGUUCGUACGGUCAAUUCGUUCAACUUCAAGUAUGGCAAGCUGGAAAUCCGCGCCAAAACACCAACUGGCGAUUGGUUGUGGCCUGCGCUAUGGCUUAUGCCUAAGCUUAACCAGUACGGCACGUGGCCAACGUCCGGAGAGAUCGAUCUGAUGGAGACGCGUGGAAAUCUGGACUACCGCUUCCCGGAGGGAGGUCAACUUGGUGUGGAACACGUGGGUCAAACUCUGCAUUUUGGACCUAACCCUUGGACCAACGGGUACGAAACAUCAACAGCUGUGAAGUAUUCAUCGGCCGGAGAGGGAUUCAACAGGGACUUUCACCGCUAUCAGCUGGAGUGGACUCCGGAGUACAUGAAGUUCAGCGUCGAUGACGAGCAGCUGCUAUUGGUCGACGGCAACUUUUGGAAUCGUGGAAACUUUGAGGAUCGCGCUCCUGGAACGCCUAAUCCGUGGGUCAGUGGAGGUAAAAUGGCACCGUUUGAUGAAGAGUUCUACAUCAUUAUGAAUCUGGCGAUUGGAGGUACGGGAGGGUACUUUCCAGAUGCACCCGCCAUGAACGGGGACAAGCCGAAGCCCUGGAUCAACAGUUCGCCGAAAGCGAUCAAGGAAUUCUGGGAAGCACGAGAGGAUUGGUUGCCAACGUGGAAGUUGGAUGAGAAUAACAGCAAGGAAGCUUCACUUCAGGUUGAUUAUGUGAGAGUUUGGGCGCUUUAA